UUACUUAUAUUUAUUACUAUAUACCUUAUUUUACCAAUCAUAAAAUAUUAAUAAAUAAUAAAUUAAAAUGGUGCUUAGGUGUUGUGUAUGCGGAAGUAAUGCUAAAAAUAAUCAUAAUUUGUCAUUUCAUUCGUUUCCUAAAGACAAAAAAAAGAAGGCUAAAUGGAUAGAAUCAUUAUGUCUAAAUGAAGUGAAAACCUGGCAUAGGGUAUGUUCACUACAUUUUAUCAAAAAUGACUACAGGGUCUGUAAUGAAGAUUCACCAUACAACUGUUUGACGUCUGGGGCAAUACCACAAAAGUAUGAUGUUGUUUCAGUUGGAUUUGUAGAGCUACAAGAUUCAAAUGUGGAGACACCUCUAUUAUCUGUAUCUUACAGUGAACCUACUGAAUCAUCAGCUGCGACACCAAAGUGUAAAAAGUAAGUAUAAUAAUAAACAGAUAACUGUAUAAUAUUAAUAAAUAAUAAUUUCAUACUCAAGUCAUCUACACUAUAACGUUAAAAAUAUUUAAUAAUUUGUAAUUUGAAGGUAGAUAUUAUAAAUAAUGCAUACAGUUAAUAAAA
Myzus persicae (green peach aphid) is the source of this 564-nucleotide messenger RNA. RefSeq lists its product as uncharacterized. Lineage: Eukaryota; Metazoa; Arthropoda; Insecta; Hemiptera; Aphididae. Bases 68 to 424 code for a protein of 118 amino acids. The transcript has 3 exons. Gene Ontology annotation, molecular function: sequence-specific DNA binding. The record is from RefSeq and is a predicted model, not a curated record.